Messenger RNA from Rattus norvegicus (Norway rat), 3254 nucleotides. NCBI's taxonomy places the organism in Eukaryota, Metazoa, Chordata, Mammalia, Rodentia, Muridae. The record is from RefSeq and is a predicted model, not a curated record.
GGGGAGGGCCCGGGAGCGGCAGGACCCCUGCGCCUGAGACACCGCCGGAACCUGAAGGAAACAGACCAGAUAAACAGGUCUCUGCACCCAAAUCCCGUGGGAGGGAGAGCUGAACCUUCAGAGAGGCGGACACGCCUGGGAGACCAGAGGAGACUGCACUCUGUGCACAUCCAGACGCCAGAGGAAAACACCAAACGCCAUCUGGAACCCUGGUGCACGGAGGCUCCCGGAAAGAGCGGCGCAGAUCUUCCCGGUUGCUGCCACAGCGGAGAGGACUUGGGCAGUACCCCACGAGCAAACUUGAGCCUUGGAACCGCAGGUAGGACCAACUUUUCCCCUGCAAGAAACCUGCCUGGUGAACUCAAGACACAGGCCCACAGGAACAGCUGAAGACCUGUAGAGAGGAAAAACUACACGCCCAAAAGCAGAACACUCUGUCCCCAUAACUGGCUGAAAGAAAACAGGAAAACAGGUCUGCAGCACUCCUGACACACAGGCUUAUAGGACAGUCUAGCCACGGUCAGAAAUAGCAGAACAAAGUAACACUAGAGAUAAUCUGAUGGCGAGAGGCAAGCACAGGAACCCAAGCAACAGAAAGCAAGACUACAUGGCAUCAUCGGAGCCCAAUUCUCCCACCAAAGCAAACACGGAUUAUCCAAACACACCAGAAAAGCAAGAUCUAGUUUCAAAAUCAUAUUUGAUCAUGAUGCUGGAGGACUUCAAGAAAGACAUAAAGAACUCCCUUAGAGAACAAGUAGAAGCCUACAGAGAGGAAUCGCAAAAAUCCCUGAAAGAAUUCCAGGAAAACACAAUCAAACAGUUGAAGGAAUUAAAAAUGGAAAUAGAAGCAAUCAAGAAAGAACACAUGGAAACAACCCUGGACAUAGAAAAUCAAAAGAAAAGACAAGGAGCUGUAGAUACAUGCUUCACCAACAGAAUACAAGAGAUGGAAGAGAGAAUCUCGGGAGCAGAAGAUUCCAUAGAAAUCAUUGACUCAACUGUCAAAGAUAAUGUAAAGCAGAAAAAGCUACUGGUCCAAAACAUACAGGAAAUCCAGGACUCAAUGAGAAGAUCAAACCUAACGAUAAUAGGUAUAGAAGAGAGUGAAGACUCCCAGCUCAAAGGACCAGUAAAUAUCUUCAACAAAAUCAUAGAAGAAAACUUCCCUAACCUAAAAAAAAGAGAUACCCAUAGGCAUACAAGAAGCCUACAGAACUCCAAAUAGAUUGGACCAGAAAAGAAACACCUCCCGUCACAUAAUUGUCAAAACACCAAACGCACAAAAUAAAGAAAGAAUAUUAAAAGCAGUAAGGGAAAAAGGUCAAGUAACAUAUAAGGCAGACCUAUCAGAAUCACACCGGACUUUUUGCCAGAAACUGUGAAGGCCAGAAGAUCCUGGACUGAUGUCAUACAGACCCUAAGAGAACACAAAUGCCAGCCCAGGUUACUGUAUCCUGCAAAACUCUCAAUUAACAUAGAUGGAGAAACCAAGAUAUUCCAUGACAAAACCAAAUUUACACAAUAUCUUUCUACAAAUCCAGCACUACAAAGGAUAAUAAAGGGUAAAGCCCAACAUAAGGAGGCAAGCUAUACCCUAGAAGAAGCAAGAAACUAAUCAUCUUGGCAACAAAACAAAGAGAAGAAAAGCACACAAACAUAACCUCACAUCCAAAUAUGAAUAUAACAGGAAGCAAUAAUCACUAUUCCUUAAUAUCUCUCAACAUCAAUGGCCUCAACUCCCCAAUAAAAAGACAUAGAUUAACAAACUGGAUACGCAAUGAGGACCCUGCAUUCUGCUGCCUACAGGAAACACACCUCAGAGACAAAGACAGACACUACCUCAGAGUGAAAGGCUGGAAAACAACUUUCCAAGCAAAUGGUCUGAAGAAGCAAGCUGGAGUAGCCAUUCUAAUAUCAAAUAAAAUCAAUUUUCAAUUAAAAGUCAUCAAAAAAGAUAAGGAAGGACACUUCAUAUUCAUCAAAGGAAAAAUCCACCAAGAUGAACUCUCAAUCCUCAUCUUCGGUUGGUUUAUAUACAAGUGUGCAAUUUCUAGGCAUGAAAGUAAAAUGAUGCUAUCUGGUGCUGGAUAGAGGAGCCUUAUUUUUUAUUAUGGCAGUUUGCUAUUUUUGUAACAUGGUGAUUUGGUUGAACACAAUAAAGUACAGUAGUAACUGAUCUCCCCUUCUUCCUGGAUGAGUGAGGAGAUGAUUAAAUGUUGAUGUCAGCAUCCUUGAGCAUAUUCAGAUGAGCUUCUGCUUCUGUUGAAAAGGAUGCUGUGUUUGAUUGUGGUCCGAAGCUUUGAAGCACUACUUGGCAUCUCCUUCCUUGGAGGUCUCACUGUUUAAACAUAACAGAUUUGAUAGCUUGUUGGUAAGGUGAGGUCCAGCUUGUCUCCACUAGGUCAUCUUCAUAUGAAUCCGGUGGUUAUACGGUUUUGUUCUAGGGAUAUUUCAUUUUUUUAAUAACAGUUUUAGCUGACAUUCAUGGAGAGAAUGAAUCCUUAGAACUGUGCCACUAGUGAAAGGAAAUCCUGUCUAGAGUAUGUUUCUUUACAAAGCUGUGUCACACCAUCCUUUGGGCCCUCUGCUGGAAAAGUAGAAUCAAGUCUCAAAUAAUGCCUUUUAAAUCGUAUCCUCUAGUAUUAUAGAUGUAGGACAGUACUGUAUCAUACCUCUGUGGAUGUAAAAUAGCUUGUACCUGCUUUAUGAUACGUAGUAGUGACCAUGCUUUAUCAGAGCUGUUUUUAAUGAUGUUGCUCAGAAUGUUUUCUUUCCAGAUGAUGAUUGAGAAGCUAAUUUAAAAAAAAAAUGGUGCCAGGUACCACAAGAGUAACAGAACUGUGCUGUUUUCUCGGGUUUUGUUUUUUUACUUUUUUUUUUUUAAUGGAGUGUGCUGGAUGUCUCUACAGUUUUGUUCAGAUGACUGCAGAACCUGGAAAAGCUGUUGCUGCUGUUGAUGCAUAACACACUGCUAUUAUUGGUCUUUUUAUAUAAAUAUAAAUAUAUAUACAGAUAUAUAAUUUGAAUUUUUUGAAACUUUAGUUGUGCUGUCAACUUUGGAAAAAAGUAUCCCUGUUUACUGUGUUGAGUUGGCACUGUACAGAAAUUAACAGCCAUAUUGGUCUAGAAAUGUUGAACUUAAGUUUUUUCCAUUUGUACAGGGGUAACACACUGUAUUAAAUAUGUAAGGUCUUAUCUACGUGGGUUUGAUUACAAAAACUAAUAAAGUAUUCUCUAAAUUAAAAAAAAAGAAA